Messenger RNA from Chironomus riparius, 2079 nucleotides. The record is from the annotation of a GenBank genome assembly. Lineage: Eukaryota; Metazoa; Arthropoda; Insecta; Diptera; Chironomidae.
CUAAAUCCUCGCUAUAGGGGAAUGAUUGUGUGUGAAUGAAACAAUAUCAGCAGAUACGAGCGCGACGUGACAUAAUGAGUGUCGUUUUUGUUCUCGCUGCAAAUUGAAAAAAAAGAAGAGAAAAAAAAGAAAUUUCUCAUUUAUCAUAAAAUAAACAGAAAGUAAGGCGAAUUAUAGUAGUGAAGUUUUGAGAAAAUUGAUUAAAAAUUCAUUCAUCCCUCCACGACUAUAAAUAGACGUGAGUCAUAGUGUCUGUCAAGUUUGGCAAAGGGAAGAAAAAAAAGUUUUUUAUUUCGGCUAAAAACCAAAAAAAAAAGUGAGAGAAACAAAAAAUAGUUCAGUAUAGAUUUUAUAUUCGUGUCAUGUUAAUAUCGAAUGAGGCAAGGUUUUAGUGAAUGGAAUAAUAAUUAAUGGAAAGAAACUCGAUAUUUUUUUUAGCAGCACUAGCUUUGUGACUAAGGAACAAUUUUAUGUGCAAUAAUAAAAAAAAUUUGUGUGUACGCUUGAAGAAUCAGAGAAAGUGUUAAAAAGGAAGACCGCUCUAGGUUAAGUUUAGCCUAGCAUAUAAAAAAAAAUAAAGGAAAAUAAAAAUUUUGUGAGUGUGAAAAGCACAAAAGAAAAAAAAGGAAAUAAAGAAGAAGAAGAAGCUUGUAGCUACAUCCAAAUCUAUAUCAUAAUAAUAAAUAUAUAUGUUGUUGUUGUUUUGUUCUUCAUAUUGUUGUCAUAAGACAAGAAACAAAGAAUAAUACGCGAAUAUAAUAAAUAAUAAAUAUAUAAAUAUACAGCAAGCUCCUCGAGUGUAUAUGAAAGAGUGUUUUCUUUCAAGCGAAAUUUAGAGCACAAUUUGUUUUUCCGUGUGGCCAAAUAAAGUACAUAAAAAGAGAGAGCGUGGCAGAUUAUGAUAAGAAAUCGAUAUAGUGAAUAAGGAAGAAACAACAGAGAACAGCACAUUGUACGUUGUAAAUAAAAUUCAUGAAUAUCAUAUUUGGAGUAUAAUCAUAUAAAAGAAAUAGAGUGUGGGAUGUUUUAUAUACAUAAACAUUUUACCGGAGAGGAAGACGUUAUGUAACCAGGGCCAAAAAAAAAAUGUGCAAACAUAAAUACAGAAAGGUUCAAUGAGUAACUUGCACAGAAAAAUGUUAAAAGGUCAAAAUGUCAAUUGGUUGUAAAUUGUAUCUGGUUCUAGAAAUAUUAACAAUAAUUUUACAAGAUUUUAUAUGUGCAGACAUUAGUUUAUCAUCGUUAGGAAAAAAUAGUUACAACUCAUACACCGACUUACAUCCGAAAUGGGGUCUUGUUAGCAAUGUCACGACACAAAUAGGAACACAUGCUUAUCUUCCUUGCAAGGUAAAGCAAAUAAUUAAUAAAUCUGUAUCAUGGGUUCGCGUCAGAGACGACCAUAUAUUGACUGUAGAUAGAAUGACUUUUAUAGCAGAUGAACGGUUUCAAUCGUUCUAUGUUGAAAACACUGGCCUAUGGACGCUACAAAUUAAAUACGUUCAAGCUCGUGACGCCGGGAUGUACGAGUGUCAAGUGUCUACAGAACCAAAAGUCAGCGCCCGAGUUCAUCUGCAUGUUGUUGUACCAAGGACGGAGUUAAUUGGCGAUCCUGACCGAUAUGUGAAAGCUGGCAGCACAGUGGUUUUGCAUUGCGUGGUACGAGGAGCUUUAGAACCACCAUCAUACAUAAUCUGGUAUCAUGAUGCACAUCAAUUAUUAGGUGAAAAUCAGCAGAAAUGGAAAAUUAAAUUAGAUCGCGGACAGCCCGAUAGCGAUGGUGAUAUUCCAAAUGUUGUUGGAUCGCUCAUAAUACACAAUGUCAACAAACGUGACUCGGGAAAUUAUUCUUGCAGUCCCUCAAACUCCUAUCCACUUCAAAUCACACUAAAUGUCAUCAAUGAUGAGUCUUCAGUAUCAGCAGUGACAUCGUCAGCCACAACAUUUUUAUGUUCAAGUUAUUACUCAUUAGGACUUUUAUUGUCAUCAUUUUUUGUUUUAAUAGUUAAUCAGCAAAAUUUAAUUACCGGAACAGAAAUCAAAUUAAGAAAUGAGAGAAAGAUGACGGCAACGCCUUCAUAG